AGUAUUCCCCCUAAAACAUGGACUCUCCCGAUCACCCCUAUCCUUUGAACUGAAAUGGACUGUACCAAAGUUUGUGCCGCGGUUUUCAGGUAACGGAGCGGGAAGAAAGUGAACGGUAGUACAGAGUUCAGCUGUGCUCUGUAAAGCUUAGAUAAGAAAUAGGUGGAUCUAAUUUUCAAAGUGUACAUUGUUUGCAUAUGUGUGCGUGCAUCAUAAUAACCACAAACAAGGUUUAUGCAUCAAUGAACAAGAUUCGGAAAUCACUGGAUUGAGACAUUGUUGUCCUUACAAGCAACUUUUAGCCUUCAGCCUACCCGAACUAGCAAUAUAAACGAAGAAAUUCUUCAAGUUUGUUUAAGAAUUUAGGAGGCCUCCUUCCUUCCCUACUUUGAAUGUGGCUACAUUGAAUGCGCCAAAACCCAGGAGAAAGGAGAGACAUGCUGUCUGAGAGCCCUCGCUGUUGAGGUUUAUCACAGUGCUGAUGAGUUCGGGCAGUGGUGCUGGAACGAGAUGAAUCGGCUGGGAUGGAGAGCUUUCCCCCAUGCUCCUGGACCGAGGUGGGAUGGUGGCCGUAGAAGAGGGGCUAUCGUCGUUUUCCCUGUGCCGGAGCCUGCUGCCGUCCUCCAUGAAAAGGGGAGGAGCAGGGAACGGGAAACUCGCAGCCGGCUGCCCUCAGCCAGAAGCCAUCGCCAGGAGGCGGAGGAGGAUAGGGCCGUCCACCAAACAUCCAGCACCACCGCAUAGUACAAAGAGCAAGAGCCUCUCGGCUGGGCUGAGGACCGAGAGUGGUGUGGUCUCCGUUCUCUCGUCUCGUUGGUGCAUACCCCCAGCGGCUGCGGAUGCCGAGACUGGCGUGUCUCGGUGGCAACCCCCGGCCUCUGAGGGGCGAUGGGGGUAUAUAACGCGGAAGGCGAGAUGAGAGCUGUGAGGCGGGGCCUGUGGGGUCAGGUGACAUUCAGAAUGACCAGCACUGUCAUACCUAUGACUUCUUCAACGCUCAUCAUCCAAUUGCAGGCACCAACACAAACAACGCCAGUGACAACGGUGUUAAAUGUUCCUGUGCCUGUCUAUUUACAACAGUCAGCAGGAGUUUCACCUUGUCGUGGACUUCAGGGAUUUCUGACAGGCCAACCAAAGGCCCUUGGGACGGUCCAGAUAAUGAUUGGUGUGCUGACUUUCCUGUUUGGCAUUGUGUCUGUAACAAAUUCAAAUUCCAUCUCUGUCCUAAGUGGUAUCGUUUUCUGGGGAUCUAUUAUCUACAUUACCGCAGGCUCACUCUGCAUUUCUGCAGAAAAUAAGAUACAUUUACCCUCCAGUGUGUGUUUGGUGAAUGCUUCACUUGGAAUGAACAUUUUCAGUGCUAUAACUGCAGGCACAGCACUUAUUUUAUUUUCACUGGAUUUGGCCAUAGGACCAAUGGGCUAUUAUUACUGCGACGGGUAUAAUGACCCUUACUGCAAUUCAUAUAGACAGGAUGAGACUCUCUUCAGGGGAAUCAAUGGUGUAUUGCUGUUAUUCGCCUUCCUUGAGUUUCUCAUCUCUAUCUGUCUGUCUGCAUUUGCCUGUAAAGUCACCUGCUGCUGUUGUCCUCCUCAGGUGCAGUCUGCUCCGCAAGUUUUACCUCCACAGUCCUAUGAUUUCAGGCCCAGUUAUAUCAACUCUGAGAUACCUGUGGACAGCAGAUCUUUCAUCCAUCAGCAUCCUGCAGAACGUCCCCCGCAAUACAGCGAAGGCAAAUAAAUAUCAAUCUUAGAAAGGUGGACAGUUAAGUGAAAAAAAAUGUGUCACUUAUGAAUACAAAAUAUAUGGUAAAAUAUGAUGUCUUUUCUUGAGAAAUGAAAACAUGAAAAGAAAUGAAAAAAUCACUUUAUCAGAUAAUAAUGACAGUUUUUCCACAACCAUAUAUGUGUAAACUCUAUCUGUUUAAGACUUAAAUGUUUUUCAGAUUUUUUGAGUUAAGUGAAGAAUGGUGCAUAAACAUCUGUGAAAGUGGAAAGGCUUGAGCAACUGUAAUUGCUUAAUAUAAUCUGUAGGAAUAGAGUGAAUAAAAAUAAAGAAUGAAUAAAAAAUGUCUGAUAUGUGUCUUAACCAAAACAUGAAAAAAGUUUGUUAAACAAGGGUAAUUGUCACAUGUGCAAGGAAGAGGAGAAGAGAGGAUCAUGUGAUAUGAGAUUUGAUAUACUGCAAUUAUAUAAAAGAUAAAAUGCCACCGCA
Molecule: messenger RNA, 2214 nt
Organism: Triplophysa dalaica
Lineage: Eukaryota; Metazoa; Chordata; Actinopteri; Cypriniformes; Nemacheilidae
Product: membrane-spanning 4-domains subfamily A member 8-like
Exons: 9
Coding region: 889-1740 (283 amino acids)
Cellular component (GO): membrane
Source: RefSeq, a predicted model, not a curated record